Diachasmimorpha longicaudata is the source of this 704-nucleotide messenger RNA. RefSeq names its product large ribosomal subunit protein mL54 (gene mRpL54). Lineage: Eukaryota; Metazoa; Arthropoda; Insecta; Hymenoptera; Braconidae. Gene Ontology annotation, cellular component: mitochondrial large ribosomal subunit. Gene Ontology annotation, molecular function: structural constituent of ribosome. The transcript is spliced from 2 exons. The coding region runs from base 122 to 541 and encodes 139 amino acids. The record is from RefSeq and is a predicted model, not a curated record.
UGCGCCACCACUUCGAAAUAUUGCGGUUGAAGGCAUUCCAUAAGCGUCACCAAUCUCUCCUAUAAUCUCCGGCUAGGAGAGUAAAUUUGGGAGAUUUGUACGGUGAUCGACGUCAAUUAACAUGACUUUGGUGCCGAUUUUCUCUGUAUUUAGACAGACGAAACUACUCCUUUCACCUCUCCAAUACACCGUGUCAAAGUGCGGAUAUGCAGUACCAGCAACGACACUUGGGAAGGCAAAAAAAUCGAAGAAGAGUUUAACAGGCCCCGGAAAAAUAAUUCUCCCAGUGGAGACUGACGCCCACAAACUGGUGAAUUACGUCUGUGGCUCGAACAUCUACAAAGAAGGUGAGGAUGUCAAGCUCAAACCCGAGAGUGAGUACCCAGACUGGUUGUGGACUAUUUGGACUGACAAUCCUCCGAAACUUGAAGAGCUAGACCCCAACACCAAAGCCUACUGGAGAAGGUUACGAACUAUCGCCCAGAGGAGAAAUAAUAUCAAAGCACUUCAUAAGCAAAAGAAAACCUCUUAUAAAAUAUAAAUGCAGAAUUAUGCGCAUUAAUUAAUUAUACAAUUAGCUCUUAACUAAGAUUUUGUCAAUAAAAUUGUCAAUAACUGUUAAUAAAAUUGAUAUCUGACAUAUUGUUGUUAUCAAGAUAUUGAAUAAAUAUUUGAAGAAGAGAGAACAAUCAAGGAACAAUUCA